Messenger RNA from Pneumocystis murina B123, 453 nucleotides. RefSeq names its product ribosomal protein S12. The transcript has 4 exons. Gene Ontology annotation, biological process: translation. Bases 1 to 453 code for a protein of 150 amino acids. Gene Ontology annotation, molecular function: structural constituent of ribosome. Gene Ontology annotation, cellular component: small ribosomal subunit; ribosome. The record is from RefSeq and is a predicted model, not a curated record. Lineage: Eukaryota; Fungi; Ascomycota; Pneumocystomycetes; Pneumocystales; Pneumocystaceae.
AUGUUAAUAUUAAAAACAUUAACUCAUUGGUCUCUUAACUUUUUAAAAGAUACUUCAACUUUUUCAAGAAGUACGGCAACUCUUAAUCAAGUAAUUCGCGGUGCUAGGCAGCCUAGAAAAUCUCCUAGACCAAAAGCACCUCGUUUAAAUGGUGCACCAUUUAGACAAGGUGUUUGUAACAAAAUAUAUACGAUGAAACCUAAAAAACCUAAUUCUGCACAAAGAAAAGUUGCUCGUGUUAAAUUGACAUGUGGUAGAAUGGUCAUUGCUUAUAUUCCUGGUGAAGGUCAUAAUAUCCAGGAACAUUCUGUAGUUUUAUUACGUGGUGGUAGAGUACAAGAUUUACCAGGUGUCAGGUAUCAUUUGGUGCGAGGUGCACGUGACUUACUAGGUGUUGUUAAUAGAGUGACAUCUCGCUCAAAGUAUGGAACAAAGAAAUUUAAAUCUGCUUAA